CACAUCCGGUCUACAUUUAGUAAACAGUGCACGGUUAUGUUCAGCGACACUCACAAACUAGUCGUGCUUUUGUGAUUACAAACCUGUCAUUUCCUGGCCCUUUUUGGACUACAUUGUGGCGUGCUUUAUCACUGUAUAGUCGUUUAUAUUUAUUGUUUUGUCGAUCUGAAAUGACGGUCGCGAAAUGGGCUAACAGUUAGCUAAAAAACAAGCGUUAGCGUUUUCGCGGUAGCUGUUCGACUUUUUGACGCUAUUUUUUCUGUCUGUGGUCACUGGGACUCUCAUGGUGGUGGCACUUCAAUGGGGAACUGUCUUUUUUCUCAAGGAGCAGACGACGUAUCUCUGCUGAACGAGUCUGAGGGGGGCAGUCUGCCCGGGGAGCCUCCGCCGCCAUACCAGGAGCGUCCACAGCCAGUGUAUCAUCCUACACCAGGUGAGAGCCGUCUGGCGAGCCAGCUCACUGAAGAGGAGCAGAUCCGCAUCGCCCAGCGCAUCGGGCUCAUCCACCACCUGCCUAAAGGCAUCUUUGACCCUGGUUCUGACCCUUCUGACAAGAAAGUGAAAGAGUGUGUGAUCUGUAUGAUGGAUUUUGAAUAUGGCGAUCCUGUUCGAUUCUUGCCCUGCUUACACAUUUACCAUGUGGAUUGCAUUGACCCUUGGCUGAUGCGCUCCUUCACCUGCCCCUCCUGCAUGGAGCCAGUGGAUGCUGCUCUGUUGUCCUCUUAUGAAGCCAACUAAGUAACACCUCACACCUGACUGCAUUUUAUUACAAAGCACCUUCGCUGUCUUAGCUGUUCUACCAAGUGUAACCCAGGUAAAGAAGAAUGCGUUUUCAACAACAGCACAGUCUCCCUUGAAAUGGGAAAUUAAACCUUUUCGCCUUUUAUGAUUGGGCAGUGUGCCAUAUGAUGCAUAAAGAUGAUUAUUCGAUUUUUUAGGUAGAAGGUUAACAAUGCAAUGUAAUCAAAGUAUUUUUUAUUAUAUUCUAUGUAUUAUGGUUUAGUGAAAGUGUGUCCUUUAUGUAGCUUGAUGCAUUGUGCAAUAGGAAAGUCUAAAAUAGUUGUUGAAGAUUACUGGAAAACCUUGUUACCGGGGCAAGCAUGAAGUAACAUAGGGCUGGGCAAUAUGGCAAAAAAUGCCUUGUAGGGAUCGGUCAUGAUUUUUUUUCAAUAAAUAUGGCUGUAAUUACUAUUAAUCAUAAACGUAGGCACAACAGACCCGAGUGAAUGAUGAAGACACUUGCCUGAAAUGCAACUGUGUAUUUGUUUAGACAUCUCUAAGGUUUUCUUGUUCUGUAAUUUGGGUUUGUGUAAUCCUCUAAUAACAGUGUGGUAAUAAUAAUCAUAAUGCUGUGUUCUAUUCUGACAUUACAGUCAAGAGUAACUGCUUUAUGACCUCUUUAAACAGGUCGUAUGUCUACCACACUGUGCUCAAACACAGUAACAUACAGUAACAAUUUGCACUAGUGUUAUGGUAGGAUCAUUGAAUGUAAAUAAAUAUUUUUGAAUAUUU
Molecule: messenger RNA, 1512 nt
Organism: Boleophthalmus pectinirostris (great blue-spotted mudskipper)
Lineage: Eukaryota; Metazoa; Chordata; Actinopteri; Gobiiformes; Gobiidae
Gene: rnf11a
Product: ring finger protein 11a
Exons: 3
Coding region: 301-738 (145 amino acids)
Source: RefSeq, a predicted model, not a curated record